AUGACAGAUGAAGAACCACUCCAGCCGAUGCUUCCGCCGCUUGGGCAACCCACAGCGGCGGCGGCAAAAAAGAAAUCAACGAUAAUCUACCUUAACUUACUCAGAGACCAAUUCUCUAUAACGACAUGGUUACUGCUGGGUGCGGUUGCUCAAGGUCUGGCGGUACUGGCUCUCCCUGCUUUUUAUGCAGUUCUACCGGCUAUGAUCGUUCUAUCCUACCGAGUCGUCGAUACAUUAUUUAUGAGUGUCGGUCUGAAAAAGAAUCGCUUUAUGGAUAAUGUCAUCAUGGGAAAAUUCACCGGACAAAUCCCUAAUUCAGAAGGCGUGUAUUCCAGCAAACCAUCCGAUGAGAACGUGGUUUGUUUCCAACUAAUCGCAAGAUCAAACCAUCCUCUGGGGAUGCUCGCUCCCGGAGCUCGCGAAAUCGCCGCCUUGGCACAGAACAUGUAUAAGCAGUUAGAUAUUGAAAGAGAAACAUAUGGGUACCUCGGUGCAAAAACCCUGUUGGGGGCAGAUGAACGCUCCGCAGGAAACCACCUCAUAACCAUGAUGUAUUUCCGCAACCUGGAAGGCAUUCACCGAUUUGCACAUGGGCCGAUGCAUAUGGAUACGUGGAACUGGUGGAAUGCCAAGGGUAAGAAGUAUGAGUACCUCAGUAUUGCGCAUGAACUCUAUUCUUCUCCGAAGAAUCAAUGGGAGAAUAUUUACAUUAACGCGGAAUUGACUGGCCUGCCGGGCACCAAGGUUAGGGUAAAGAAGUUUGAUGAAGAUGGCAAGGAGGAUGGAUGGGACUAUGUGAACCCAGCUAUCGAUGCGCGGAAGGGAAAGUUGGCGAGACAACUUGGAAGAGUGAACCGGAGUUAUGAUAAGACCGGGACAGAUGUUGACUAUAACUAUUAA
Messenger RNA from Penicillium longicatenatum, 900 nucleotides. RefSeq names its product monooxygenase fmaE (gene fmaE). Lineage: Eukaryota; Fungi; Ascomycota; Eurotiomycetes; Eurotiales; Aspergillaceae. The record is from RefSeq and is a predicted model, not a curated record. The coding region runs from base 1 to 900 and encodes 299 amino acids. The transcript is spliced from 5 exons.